UUAAGCCAUCCUUUUCAACCUUCUUUUUCUGUACCUAGGUGUAUAGCGGUAAGUAUUGAUGGUGUGUAUUGCCGAUGAUAUUGGUGAGAGAUAACCUAUGUGGGUACUAGUCAGGUAAUAUCCAUGGAGUCGAUGAAUACUACCACCUGCCUUGAAAAAAAAGAAAAAAAGAAAGGAUCCAUAUUAUUACUACACGUCGUAUCGGGUUGGACCCGAAUCUGCUGAGAGAACAAGGCAGCUAAUACUAGGUUGGUACGUGUGUAGUACCCGGUUGUUGGUUGCAACGGCCGUCAUGCGGUCUGAAAAAGAAAGAAAGCCGUGAUCGGCUCCGACGAUAUCGCCACGACUCGCACCCAAAAACCGCAUAUCGCUUAAUCACAAUGAGACAGGGUCCAUGAAAGCGAGGUCGGCUAACUCUGUAGGUAUGAAUACAAAGUUCACCCCCGGGGCGAAAAAAAUUCCAAAAUGGAAAAUAAAAUGGGAGACAACCUAAAUUAAGAGAAGAAGAAUAAGUAGGAAAAGGUAGGAAAGAAAGUUGAGAGCCUACAGACUUUCCUCAAAACCGAUCGUGGUUUUUAUUCUAUCUAGUAAGGUUGUUUCACGACAUGUCGGAAACCUCAUCACAGAACAGCAGUGAUAGGAGGAAUAGCCAAACCCCUACUACCGCUUCGGCGAAGGAAAGGGAGAGCUCAGAAGAAGAUGGCGAUGGUGCUGCUGGUGAUAGUAUGAAAUCGCCGGACAAGGAAGGGGAUGUCGGGGACUUCGCUGAGCCUCCGAGCGAAGCUCCCGUGGUUGAACCGCGACCCAACUACUCCGUCUUCACGGAUUGGGAGAAAAGGGGUAUCGUGCUUGGCGCUGCUAUCGGCGCCUUCUUCUCGCCCCUCACAGCUCAGAUCUACCUACCGGCGCUAAAUGUCCUAUCAAAUGAGUUUCACGUCACCGUCAGCCAGAUAAAUUUGACUGUCACCACAUAUAUGAUUUUCCAGGGGCUUACUCCAAUGUUCGUCGGCUCUUUUGCCGAUAGCACGGGCCGCCGUCCGGCAUAUUUUAUUUGCUUCACCAUCUACAUUGUGGCCAAUGUCGGGUGCGCUCUAGCUCCUAGCUACCCAGCUUUGCUGGUCCUCCGCAUGCUACAGUCCGCCGGCUCUAGCACGACCGUGGCACUCUGCCAGGCGGUUGUUGCCGACGUCGUCACUUCGGCUGAAAGGGGCCACUACGUCGGAUAUACGUCUUUGCCCAUUCUACUUGCACCCGCCAUCGGCCCCGUGAUAGGCGGUGUGCUGUCGCAGACCGUCGGCUGGCGGUUCAUAUUUUGGAUCCUAGCGAUCUUGGCAGGGGUCGUGUUUGUCAUCCAUGCCUUCUUCCUGCCGGAAACUUGCCGCGAGAUCGUGGGGGACGGGUCAAUCCGGCCGCACCCCGCCUACCGCACCUUCUGGCAACUUAUUAAGGACUUUCGACAGCGGCGACUGCGUCGCCAUGCGCAAUCGGACGGUGCUUCCAUCACGCACACGGAGUCGCGCACGUCCACGAGACGAAGCCUGCACAUGAAGAAGUUCAACGUGCUGGCCUCCCUCAUCAUCCUCUUCGAGAAGGAGAUGUUCCUGCUACUCAUGUACAGCAGCUUCGUGUUCACGGGGUUCUACUGCAUCUCGACGGUGAUGCCGACACAGCUGUCGGCCAUCUACGGGCUCGACGAGAUUGAGAUCGGGCUCAUGUACCUCCCAAUGGUGGGCGGCAGUCUUCUCGCGGCGUUCGUCAACGGCGGACUGAUGAACCGCAACUACCGUCGGCACUGCAGGCUCCGUGGAGUGCCCUACGACAAGUCCAAACAACAGGACCUCGCGGACUUCCCCAUUGAGCGCGCGAGGCUCGAGAUUGGGUACCCGAUGCUCGUGCUGUGUGUGGUGAUCACGCUGGCCUGGGGCUGGGCGUUCGAGUACCGCGCCCACAUAGCUGUGCCAUGCGUUCUGCUGUUCUUGUUCGGCUGGGGCGCCGUCGGCUUCAGCAACACGAUCAACGUCCUCCUCGUCGAUGUGAACCCAGGCAGUGCGGGCGCCGCCACCGCGAGCAACAACCUGACUAGAUGUUUGGUUGGCGCAGCGGCGACGGCGGUAAUAGGACCCAUGAUCAACGGGGUGGGAAUCGGAUGGUCGUUCACCAUACUAGGGGUCUUAUAUGUGGUGUUCUCACCUAUGCUAUACCUAGUCCUGAAGAAUGGGGUCCGUUGGCGUAAGGAGAAAUUAGAGCGGAAGCUGGCGGAAGAGGAGAGGAAGAAUGGUAUGGAUAUAUCCUCCUUUAGCGACUGAGUAAAUAGAAUAUAACAUUGAAUAGAAUAGAUUUAUACCUACACGCAUUGAAUUCUAUUGGACAAACACAAACA
Molecule: messenger RNA, 2380 nt
Organism: Hypoxylon fragiforme
Lineage: Eukaryota; Fungi; Ascomycota; Sordariomycetes; Xylariales; Hypoxylaceae
Product: major facilitator superfamily transporter
Exons: 3
Coding region: 606-2306 (566 amino acids)
Biological process (GO): transmembrane transport
Molecular function (GO): transmembrane transporter activity
Source: RefSeq, a predicted model, not a curated record